GAGGUCAUCGCUGCGCGCCGCCGCCGCGGGCAGAGCCGCCGCCGCGCUGACGUCAUCGCCGCCCGACCGCUUUCCGGAAGACGGAGUGGCAGGCUAGCGAGUAGAUCAGAAUGGCAGAAGAAGAAAUUAAUGAAGACUAUCCAGCAGAAAUCCAUGAGUAUUUGUCAGCAUUUGAGAAUUCCAUCGGGGCCGUAGAUGACAUGCUGAAGACUAUGAUGUCUGUUUCUAGAAAUGAGUUGUUGCAGAAGUUGGACCCUCUUGAACAAGCAAAAGUGGAUUUAGUUUCUGCUUACACAUUAAAUUCAAUGUUUUGGGUUUAUUUGUCAACUCAGGGAGUUAAUCCUAAGGAACACCCAGUAAAGCAAGAAUUGGAAAGAAUCAGAGUAUACAUGAACAGAGUCAAGGAAAUAACUGACAAGAAGAAGGCUGCCAAGCUGGACAAAGGUGCAGCGUCAAGAUUUGUGAAAAAUGCCCUCUGGGAACCAAAACCUAAAAAUGCAUCCAAAGUUGCCAGUAAAGGGAAAAGCAAAAAAUAACCUUCUGGUUUUGAUGUACACAUGUUCAAAAAGUACAUUAUUUUUAUUGUGUAACACAAAAUAGAUGGUGAUUAUGUGGCAAUGCAAGGUUUUAAGGUAUUCCUUAUUGAAUUCAUAUAUAAAAUUUACAUUUGAAUUUGUAAUGCUAAAUACAUUUCCCCCCAGAAAGAUGAAGUUAUCUUUAUUGAUUUUCCUAUAGCACACUGUGAGGUUUUUAAUCUUGUGGUAUAUUUUAUAUUUAUAGUUUACCAUCUCUCUUGACAGGGCUCUUGUUUCCUUAUAUAGGUCAAUCUUUCAAGUACUAUCAAUAUUUUAUAAGCAACUAUGAAAUGUAAGUUAAAUGUUCUUUGUAAACAAAUGCCUAUUUUAAAUGAAUAAUGACUUUAUGAAGUAUGCUUUCUGAAGCCUGAAGUUAUAAAUACAUCUGUUUUCACUAUACACAAGAAAAAGUGAAAUGACUUAAAUGUGUGUUAUUUCAUCAUGUUUUCAUGAUUUGGGGAAUUGCUUCUUUUGAUAUUUGAAGUGUGAAUUUAAGACUUUAAGGUUAUACUUUAACUUUUGGCACGCUGCCUAUAUGUCCCAUUUGAAGUAAAAUAUAUUCUCAUUAAUUGUGGAUGGGAAAUGAAGUUAUAAUUGAUGGCUGAAUUUGGGCAUAAUGGCUACAUCCUGUCAAUAAAGGAUGUAAGUGUUGUGUAGCCGACCCGUUUAUUCUUCUCUUUUUGAGUAAACUUGCCCUUGAAAGUGGGAAAAUAAAUUUUAGAAAUCAUUAGGAAUAAAGAGAUUCAUGAGUUUUGUUCCUGAUGUAUAGUGCCCACAGUUCUGUCGGUCUCACUUUUCAUGUUUGAUUACAUGAGUUUGAGGCCAUGACAAGUACAUAAAAGCAUUUUGGAACAACUUUCUAUGUUAACUUCCACUUACGCAGAGGAGAAAGCUAAAAUUACAUUUUAUUGUGUUUAUAUUCUGAUUUAUUUUGUUGAAAUAUUUGUUAUAGAUAACUCUAAUAUUAAAAUUAUUUUUAUGGCUAAGCCUAUGAAUUUUAAUUAUAUUCCCUUAAUGUUUUCAGUCUUUGAAUCCACAUCAUGUGUAGGAAUGCCAAAUACAGUAAAGUACUUUAAUUUGUGAAAAAGAA
Pipistrellus kuhlii (Kuhl's pipistrelle) is the source of this 1665-nucleotide messenger RNA. It is a transcript of the gene C1D, whose product is annotated as C1D nuclear receptor corepressor. Gene Ontology annotation, biological process: regulation of gene expression; maturation of 5.8S rRNA. The transcript has 5 exons. Gene Ontology annotation, molecular function: RNA binding; DNA binding. The record is from RefSeq and is a predicted model, not a curated record. Bases 111 to 536 code for a protein of 141 amino acids. Gene Ontology annotation, cellular component: nucleolus; exosome (RNase complex). NCBI's taxonomy places the organism in Eukaryota, Metazoa, Chordata, Mammalia, Chiroptera, Vespertilionidae.